GUGUAUCGGGUGCAAUUAAUAUCUGGAAUCGAAUUCAAAUUCGCGUUCAUUUCGAUUUGAGCAGUGCAUCCGAGCUGUUGCAGCUAAAUCGUGUUGCAGUUCCGAAACGAGUGUCGAGAGUCUAUAUCCUGUGGUUGUCCUAGUCGAGAAAAUGUGGUGGCUUCUAUUGGUACCGUACCUGUUGGUCGGUGUGAUUUUGGUGUAUUCAUAUGUCCAGUGGACCCGACGGAAAAUGUAUGCAAUGUUGGCGACCAUGUCCAGUCCAAAAGCGUUGCCAGUGAUUGGACAUGCUCAUAAGUUCUAUAAUUCUACGCCAGAGGGACUUGCGGAUACACUCAAGUAUUUCGGCAGCUUUCCUUCGCCAGUCUGCAUUCACAUGGGUCCGUUGCCUCACGUCGGCGUUUUCGACCCCGAAUCGUUACAGGUGAUUCUCAACUCCCCGCACUGUCUGCAGAAAUCACUGCAAUAUUCAUUUCUUGGGAUUUCCAGUUCGAUAUUUUCCUCACCAUCUGACAUAUGGAAAAUUCAGCGCAAAGCUUUCAAUCCUGCAUUUGGGCCAGCGGUUCUUGCGAGUUUUGUUCCGACAUUUAACAAAAAAUGCAGUCUUCUGAUGAACAUUUUACAACAAUAUGAAGGAAAGCCAGAAAAAGAUUUUAGCCGGGACCUUGUGAAAUGUGCUUUGGAUGAAAUCUGUGAGACGACUUUUGGGUGCGAAUUCAACAUGCAGUUGUCUUCAGAGGGAGAUUAUGCGUUGGACAUGAGUGAAGGCUUUGUGGACAUGGUAGCUGAACGAUGUUUCACCAUAUGGAAAUAUCCAGACUUCAUAUACCGCUGGACCAAAUCGUACCGAGAACAAGUGAAAUAUGUGGAUGCUUUCUACGAUACCAUAAUGGGAAAGGUAGAGCGUCGUGAGGGAAUUGAGAAAAUUAUGAACGAUCUGAGCAACGCUGAAACAUCAGAAAAGAGUCAGAACUUCCUUUAUUGCCUUUCAAAAUAUCUAAGUUUACAAGGGCCCACUUCCAGAGAUGACAUUUUAGCACACUUUGGACUAAAUAUUGUCGCUGGCCUUGAAACGAAAGCAAGAACUAUCAGUUCUACUUUGUUUAUGCUGGCAAUGCAUCCAGAGAUACAGGAACGAUGUUACCAGGAAAUAGUUUCCGUUUGCCCUGGAGAAAAUCAGUUCAUUUCGACGGAAGAUGUGAGGAAACUUACCUAUCUUGAAAUGGUGAUCAAGGAAACAAUGAGACUGUUUCCGGCGGCAGCGCUAAUGGCCCGAGUAGCCACCAGUGACAUCAAAAUCAGCGGCAACAAAACAAUUCCAGAAAACACCACAAUUAUAAUUGGAACAUAUCAAAUACACCGUGACCCGAAAAUCUGGGGACCGAAAGCCGACCAAUUCGAUCCAGACAACUUCCUGCCGGAGAAUGUCGCUGACCGGCAUCCGUACUCGUUCAUUCCCUUCAGUGCAGGCCCACGAAACUGCAUAGGGCUUCGCUAUGCGUGGUUGUCUAUGAAAAUUUUAAUUGCUUAUAUUUUGAGGCGAUAUCGUUUGAGUACUUCUGUUAAAUACGACGAACUGAGAGUGGCAUACGGGAUAUUUUUAAGCAUCGUGAACGGAAAUCCAAUGAAAAUUGAAAGGAGGGUCGUUUGAUGACAAUAAAUGGUGUGACCGAUAGUCCUAUGGAAUUUGGUCGAAUGUCAAUCUGCCGAAUGUCGUUUGGCCGAAAAGAGAUUGAUGAAAUAAAGUGAUACUGUUCCCUACAGC
Molecule: messenger RNA, 1765 nt
Organism: Aedes albopictus (Asian tiger mosquito)
Lineage: Eukaryota; Metazoa; Arthropoda; Insecta; Diptera; Culicidae
Product: probable cytochrome P450 313a4
Exons: 5
Coding region: 152-1651 (499 amino acids)
Molecular function (GO): monooxygenase activity; oxidoreductase activity, acting on paired donors, with incorporation or reduction of molecular oxygen; iron ion binding
Source: RefSeq, a predicted model, not a curated record